UCUUGACAAGGCAAUCACUGUGCUCACUUUGUGACCAGGCAGAGAGCUGUCCAAGACGACAGCCAGAUGUCGGAGCGCCGGGAAAGCGAGAAAGAAAACAGGUGGCCAGAGCAGAGCCCGGUGCGGUGGGGUUUUCCUCACCCUUUGGGCAACCCCAUGCGACUCCUGGCCAUAACCAUCCUGUUCUUCAUGCUGCUGGACCCAGUGUUCCUCCAGACUCUGGAGCAGCAGGAUAUUCCAACUGCGGAAAAGGUCCCCCAUCUAAAUAUGAAGUUUGAUUCUUGGAGAAUGAAACUGAGUUGGGACUGUGAAGAAAACACUACCUACCUCGAAUGUGUGAUGAUUCACAAGAAGAAUGGACCAAUCAACAUAAUACCCCAGGAGAAAGAAUGUCACUGCGAGUUUUCGGAUUAUUCUCUCCAUGAUGGAGUCACGCUUAUGGUUAAAGUAAAUAGCACCCAAAGACCGAUUCCAGAAACCCUGGUCUACGCUAACUCAGGUGGGAAUGACACAGCUGCCCAGAAUUUCUCCUGCUUUAUCUACAAUGCAAACUUCAUGAACUGCAGUUGGGCAAAGGGUCAGGCUGCCCCUGAUGAUGUCCAAUAUUUUUUGUAUAUAAGAGACUCGAGGAAAAGAAGGGAAAGAGAGUGUCCUCAUUACAUAGAAGACUCGGGAACCCACGUGGGAUGUCACCUGGAAGACCUUUCGGGAUUAACUAGCUACAAUUACUUCCUGGUGAACGGUACCAGCCAAAGGACGGGGAUCCAGUUCUUUGAUUCGGUUCUGUCGUGGAAGAAAAUUGAAAUAUAUAGCCCACCCAACAACAUCAGCGUGCUCUGCAACAAGUCCCACUGCCUGAUCUGUUGGGAAAAGCCCAAGACCCGAUACAGGCUGUCCAACAUGGAGUUCAAAUACCAGCUGGACAUCCAGAGAAAGAGCAAUAAGGAAAACAGCGAGAAUCAACUGAUUGAGGUGCCUGGUAAUUUGGAGAAUAGCUACAACUUUCCAAGUCCAGAGCCCAGACCCAAGCAUACUGUGAAAAUAAGGACCUCGGACGCACGGAUCCAGAAGUGGGGUGCCUGGAGCCAGCCCAUUGAGUUUGGCUCCGAGGAAACCACGCCCAGCCUCGUGCCCAUCUACGCGCUGGUGGUCCUGGGGACCCUCAUCACGGUCCUGACCCUCGGCUGCCUUUUGAAAAGGUUCCUCGCAUCCCAGACUUUAUUCCCACCGAUUCCGCGCAUCAAAGACAAGUGGACGGAUAGCCAUCGGCCUGACCACCAGGUCAUCUGGGAGAACUUCACCUUGGACACGGAAAAAGGUGACAACGAGGAGAUCCUAACGGUGCAAGAAGUCACGGUGGCCCCGGCGAGCAUGGAAGCUGCAUAGACGCUUCUGGCCCGGGAAC
Lontra canadensis (Northern American river otter) is the source of this 1405-nucleotide messenger RNA. RefSeq names its product granulocyte-macrophage colony-stimulating factor receptor subunit alpha-like. Gene Ontology annotation, cellular component: membrane; external side of plasma membrane. Bases 67 to 1386 code for a protein of 439 amino acids. Gene Ontology annotation, biological process: cytokine-mediated signaling pathway. The transcript is spliced from 12 exons. The record is from RefSeq and is a predicted model, not a curated record. Lineage: Eukaryota; Metazoa; Chordata; Mammalia; Carnivora; Mustelidae. Gene Ontology annotation, molecular function: cytokine receptor activity; protein binding.